AUGAGUGAUUCCGAAGAUUCUGUCCAUAGUUCAGAGGCUUCCGAUGCGGGAACUGAGAGUACAUUUAACCAGCCAAUUCAACAGAAACUAGACCAAAUCAAAAAGAGGAAGCGACAAGAAGCAGAAGACUUUACGGAUGAAGCCUCUGCGGAAGAAGGGGUCAAUCAAGAUUCGGAACAAUCACUGGAAGACAAAUCAGAAUCACAAGGGGAACAGACAACGAAGAGGUUUAUCAUAAAAACAAGACAACAACCAAAAAGGAAAACAGUUGAAGGCGAAGAAGAAACAAGGAAGAGGAAAAAUGUUCAAUCGCGAAAGAGUAAAGGGAAUAAGGCAAUAAAAGGGAAAAAAAGGAAGGAAGAACCAAAAAAGGAGGUCCAAAAAGCUAAAAUUGAAUGGAGGCAGCAGAAGUGCACACUCAGUUCCUUCUGGAGAGUGGUGGACGCACACAAGGAGAGAAUACCAGAAGAAACAAAGGAAAUUUUGAGGGGUACUGAUUUUGGUGAGAUGAUCGUACCAUUCUGGGAAGACAAGAUAACUGAGAACCAGCUCCACAAACAUGAAGCGGACUUGUAG
Rosa chinensis is the source of this 576-nucleotide messenger RNA. Its product is annotated as protein pxr1-like. NCBI's taxonomy places the organism in Eukaryota, Viridiplantae, Streptophyta, Magnoliopsida, Rosales, Rosaceae. The coding region runs from base 1 to 576 and encodes 191 amino acids. The record is from RefSeq and is a predicted model, not a curated record. The transcript has a single exon.